This is a messenger RNA of Aegilops tauschii subsp. strangulata, 1016 nucleotides long. RefSeq lists its product as uncharacterized. The record is from RefSeq and is a predicted model, not a curated record. Lineage: Eukaryota; Viridiplantae; Streptophyta; Magnoliopsida; Poales; Poaceae.
AGGAGUCUAGCAGUAGCAGCGCAUUGCAACGCAUCGGAGCGUCGUGCUUUCAAAAUUGGGCUCCAUUUAUUCCAAAGCCUGCAGCAAGCAGACAAACAGAGGGAGUGGUAGAGAGAGAGAGAGAGAGAGCAGAGAGAUGGGUUCCAUGGCGCUCCUCCGUUCCCUGGCCUGCGUCCUCGUCCUCCUCUGCUCGUCGCUCGGGGAAGCGAACGGGAUGUAUCGUAGAGCCGGCGGCGCGGAGGGGGAGGAAGCGGGAAGCAGGGUCGCCGGCGGCGCCCGCGGCGGCGUCAGGAGCGCGUGGCCGGGGUACCUCUACACCAGAGCCGUCGGGCGAUGCACGCCCCAGUUCUGGAGCAGCGGGGCUGAGCAAUGGCCCAACAUCGUGCCCCAGGAGGCGGCGGUGUCCAAGGUGUUCGGGUCCAGGUCCAUGGACAAGUACGGGCCGCGGCUCACCCUGCUGGAGGCCACCAUGAGGACCGACGACGUGGGCAGCCCCUUCGUGAAGCUGGUGAAGCACGGCAGCGCGGCGCUGAUCAACGCCUACACGCGGACGGGCUUCCCCUUCGACUCCUGGGAGGUGAAGGCGCUGCUGCUGGAGGCGCUCGUCUCCGAGGACGCCGCGGCCGCCCAGGCCGAGCGGUUCCAGCAGGCCAACGAGUCGUGCGUCUGAAUCCCAUGGUAUGUAUCAACAGAAAUGCAGAAUGGUACGUGUUGUAGCAGCGUGUUCGUGGUAGGUCACCGCUUCUGUGACUUGGGAGGGAGAUCUCAAGCAGUGCUCCCAUUGGCGGUUGGUAUGUGUUCUUGGUCUCUUGGAUGCCUACGGGAUGUUUGAAAUGGUGAAGUGUGACUUGCACUCGCGUGUGUUUGUGCAAUUAAUGUACGUAGCCUGUGGCUGUAGUAGUGUCUGCGUGUGUCGUCGUGCAAGACUGCGAUCUGGUUGGAUGGAUGGAGCGUUUCAUGUCGCCGUGUCGCGUUUCUAUGCUGCUAAUGACUUUUUACAAGGAUUGUCUUUCGUU